This is a messenger RNA of Lachancea thermotolerans CBS 6340, 1944 nucleotides long. RefSeq lists its product as uncharacterized. NCBI's taxonomy places the organism in Eukaryota, Fungi, Ascomycota, Saccharomycetes, Saccharomycetales, Saccharomycetaceae. The record is from RefSeq and is a predicted model, not a curated record. The transcript has a single exon. The coding region runs from base 1 to 1944 and encodes 647 amino acids.
AUGUUAAGAUUUGUCCAGCAGUCACAUGUGCUGAAGAGCAGAGUAUCCAACCAGUUUGUGUCCGCGAGCGCGCGGUCGCCAUUCCAUCACUCGCUGCGGUUCAACUCAGCGGUCGCGAUGGACCGGACCCCUUCGCAGGAGGCCGCUGCCGUGGCGCCGGCGCCCCCUAAUGUUGCCAAGGCCGUGGACAAGGUACGUGCUAUGCGCAAGAACAUCAAGAUCAACAAGCAGCUGUCUGCAACGCCCGAUUCGCCCUGGUUCCACAAGGUGUGCGCUUUCGAAGACUGCGUUGCCCAGACCCUAUACAUGUCGCAAACUCCACGCAGACGCAACAACAAUAACAAUAACAAUGGCAGGCGCGGCCAACAGCAGCCGCUGGCCGCCUCCAAUACAAACCCGCUUUUCUGGGACUCAAUAGGCCGCGCCAUGGGCCUCUAUCGCGAGCUGCUUGGAACUCCGGAGCUUAACAGCGACCGCGUCUCUAAGUUAGUUCACCUGCUACACAACGGGUUGCGUGCAAACCGUAACCAGCUCACACGUAUGAACAAGAAGCCGGACUACGACUCGCAGUCUUUCCACAAAGAAAUGACCAAUUACCUAUGUGAGUCCCUUCGAGAAAUUUCUCAGGACGUUCUUUCUGCAAAGGUCGAGCUCAACGAGUAUGGUGCCAUGCAUCUAAUCACCGCUUUCAAGGAGCUUCUUCUUUUCGAGGAGGCUGUGAGCAUCUGGCGUUCGGCAAUCAACGGCAACAGUAAUUACACCGCCAACAUAUUUUUGAACCCAAGGGUUGUCGGCGUUGUUCUGCCCAUUCUCUAUGAUAACGGGGUGACAUAUGCUGAAAUACAGGAGCUCUACGAGAAGUCAUCUGCCAUGAUCAACUACUUCCACCCCAAUCUGUCCGUGGGAAUGAUUCGUGCCUCUUUAAGCGCUGGAGAAAAUGAAAUGGCUUUGACACUAUUCCAGAAGCUUUGCGAAGAGUCCAGCGAGAUGAAGUACGGCUACCUGAUAGAGACGCAUCUCUCCUUCAUUGGUGAAUGCAAAGACUUAAACAUCUCUCAGGCCUUUUUUGACAAAGCUUUGAACAACGAGAUGCCUUACAAGAUCGACUUGCAGGUUUCAUAUGUCAAAUCUUUUUUGAAGAACAUCUGGUCUCAAACGCAUGACUUCCAAAAGGUUUACGAUAUCUGGUACAAAUCCUCUGUUCACUACGGUCGCGAUGUGAACCACGGAAUUUCGUCAUCACUGAACGACACUUUCUUCGACAUCUUUUUUGAGCACUAUUCUCAAGACAAAAUCAUUGGUCUACAGCAGCUUCAAGAAAUGAUCAGCAUUUACAACAACAUCAAGCCUAUUGACGAGCCUUUUUUCAACAUUAUCUUGACCAAAUGUACGGUGUGGAGAGACCGCCAAAUCAUCGAGUCCAUUGACAAGGCCUACGAUCUUUACCAGAUCCCAAGAACUAUUGUAGCAUACAGAAUCCUUUUGAAGUCCAUGGGUUCGGUACACGUUACCAACGAGGAGAUUUUCCAGCGUUGGUGCAACCUGGUCAAAAAGUCUGACGAAAUUGGCCAGUCGUUCAUAGCCAACGCAGACUGGGCUGCUCUGAGAGAUGCCACUGUGACAUGGACUCAACUUUACAGCCAACCAGAUGAUCUCUAUAGCGACGGUUUCAAUGCCGCAAUGCAGGCCGCGAACGCUUCUGGCGCCUUUGACGAUAUUCCUCAACAAACACAACAACAACAGCCAAAUGAUAGACUGGAGCUUUACAUGAAAAUUGUUAAGCGUUACAGCCCUUUCUGUCGUGACUCUAGACAGCUUUCGCGUCUAACUUCGGGUACUGCUGUGAAAUACCCAGUGUUACAACAAGCAUUGUCUAAAUUUAACGAUUUGGACGUUAGCGACGUCUAUAUUCCUCAAUUCCACAACUUGGUGGCUCAAAAUUAA